GAUUCCCCUUUUCUUUUUUUCCUGGAGUCUCUAGUGGUGUUUAUCUGACUCUCUUGCAUCCGGAUUACUUCAGCGGAGGUGGGGUUGGGGAGAAGAGAUGGGACUGUAGAUCCACUUCUCUGGAGGACUUGUGGUCAUUUGAAUCCAGGUAUUUUCGUUGCCAGUUGGAAUAGGCAGCCUCUGGCUUUUUCAAUACCCCAUUUGUCAUCGGUGAUAGAUAGGCUUGACACUGGGGCGGUGAUGUGGGAAAGCAAAACCCAUUUACUUAGGUCUGGUUACCCUUGGCCUCUGUACCUGUCCUGAAGGGAAUGCUUUUUUAACGUUAAUGAACUGAUUGUGUUCUUUAAGCCCUGGAAAGUGAGAGUUGAGUGGAAUAGGAUCAGGAGAGAGUUCCUCUGAUGCAGCCUCUAAAACUCCCCAUUUUGUAAACAGCAUGAGAUUUUUAUUUUUCUCCAACCACCCCUUCUUUUUCGUUUUCUCCCAUCUUUUUUAAUCAACAGAUUCCGGAAGGAGGCAUGUGGUUGGGCUUAGAGCAGCAAGUUUUUAGUGAAAUUUUAGUUAACUUGUGAGGUCUUGUCUAUCUUUCAAGAAGUUAAUACACAGGCAGAGUACAAAAGGCUCUGUAUUGAGAAGUGAACAUCCCACUAUUUUUAUCAAAUAGCUCUUCCCCCGACUCCCAAGACUGGGUUUCUUUGUGUAGCCCUGGCUGUCUUGGAACUCACUCUGUAGACCAGGCUGGCCUUGAACUCAGAAAUCUGCCUGCCUCUGGGUCCUGAGUGCUGGGAUAAAGGACACACUGCUAUCACAGCCCUGCUAGUGGCUUCUUAAGUCAACAAGCACUUCUGCAAUGUAGGACCUGUCAAAGAAGUGAAGCAGCCAUGGAAGCACUCCCAUUUAUUACAUAACAGUGCAUUUAGAACCUUGAUCAUUAAACACAAAAUUCUGAAAGAUUGCCUGAAGGAGAUAAUGGACUCCUACAAAUUACCUAAAAAAAACUCGUUGAAUCGAUAGCCGGUUUCACUGUUCUGAAUGUCAGCUGCUGAGGAUGCCGGUAGAAGAUGAAGCGACUGAAGAGGACCCCGAAGCAGUCUCCUCCCAAAGGAGAAGCAACAGUAUUUCUAAAUGACAGAGCUUGACAAUUUUUGUACGAUAUGGAGGAUUUUGAUCUGGUGGAAACUUUACAAAAAACGUCACCUUCUGUAGAAUCUGAUGUCAAAAGUACUCCCCAUUCUCUUGGGUUGAGCUCACAUGCUAAUAGAAGUAGUCCCCACCUUAGUACAAAUGGGGUAUCCUCUUUCUCAGGGAAGACCGGGCCACCUGUCAUUCAAGGCACAGUCGAAGUCCUCACUGCUUUAAGACAAGACCUACAGAACAGUGGCCGGACUGACGCGGAACUUUGGAAGAACUGUGAGGCCAGGUGGUUGCAGCUCUUCAGUGUGAUUGAACAGCAUUUCCAGGAGCAGGUCGUGACCCAGCAGGAGCAGUUCCAUCGGCAGAUCCAGCGGAUACAGGAGGAGAUACGGAAGUUGGUGAAACUCCAGGCCAGCAAUGCUUCCUGGCCAUCCUGCAGCAGCUCUGUGAGCGAACAGGUGUCCUCAGAAAGCCAAAUGGGCUUCUUUUCUGAAAACAGCGAGAGAAAUGAGUCUGUGGCCAGUUACCCAGCGUCUAAGGAACCCGAGACCCAGCCAGCAUCGUCCACAUCCCACCCAGAUUGCAAUGUGGACAGCAGCUCACUGAGUAGUGGCUACGGGACUUUCUGCCUCCUGGAGAUGAACACCCACAAGGCUAAGGAGCCCACGGAGCCCUUGGAGCCUGAGGCAGCUUCCCAGGGGCAGCACACAGCCACUGCAGUGCAGGCACAAGCCCAUGCAGGAGGCACAGCAGCCAUCAACUUCUUCACACAGACCCCUGAGGAGCUUUGUGCGUCUCUAAAGGAAGAUGUCUCCAUUUUUCCUGGUGAAUUCGAACAUAAUUUUCUUGGCGAAAACAAGAUCUCUGAAGUAUACAGUGGAAAAGCAAAUAGUAGUAAGGCUCUAACAUCCUGGGCACAAAAGCUGAAGCAGAACCAGCCAAAGCAAGCACAUGCAGAAGACGACUGCUCCAGACCUAAGCCAGCGACAGGGAGCGAGCUAACCUGGAAGCCUCCAGUUGAUACAUCUAACCUUCCUGCCGACGCUGCACGUCCUUGUGCCUUUUACCUCAAUAAGCCAGCCGAAAGCCCAAGUUCUUGGUCGUCUGAUUCAGGGACAGGGCUGACUUACUGGAAGCUGGAGGAGAAGGACAUGUAUCACUCUUUGCCCGAAACAUUGGAGAAGACAUUUGCACCAUCUCCUGCAGAGAGGCCACUGAGCCAGGUCCUGACUCUGGAUCCGGCCACACACAGGAAGCCAAAGGAGCAGGCUGCCAGCAUCCAUCCCCAUAGCUUUUUGAAUACUCUCGAUGACAGAAUAUCCUUUUCCCCAGACUCCGUUCUGGAACCAAGCCUGUCUAGUCACUCUGACAUUGACUCGUUUUCACAAGCAAGUCAUAAUGCUUCUCAGGUAUCUGGGUUCCCCAAAUAUCCGUCAACUACGAAAGCAUCGCCUGUGGACACUUGGAAAAGCCAUGCAUUCCAAAGUGAAAGUAGGACCAGUUCCACGAUCCCUUCACGCUACACCAUCACUAGCAACGAUAUCUCAGUCAAAACUAUAGACGAAGAAAACACUGUCACAGUGGCCUCAGUCAGUCAGUCCCAGCUUCCAGGUACAGCCAACAGUGUCCCAGAAUGCAUUUCAUUGGCUUCCCUGGAAGAUCCUGUGAUGUUGUCUAAGAUCAGGCAGAACCUCAAGGAAAAGCACGCACGACACGUAGCCGACCUUCGAGCUUAUUAUGAGUCGGAGAUAAGUGCUCUGAGACAGAAACUGGAGGCCAAAGACAUUUCUGCUGUCGAAGAGUGGAAGAAGAAAAAUGAAGCUCUUGUGGACAGAUGUGGCCAGCUGGAUAGUGCACUGACUGAAGCUACUAGUCGAGUGCGAACCCUUGAAAAGAAGAACAAUUUGCUAGAAAUAGAAGUGAGUGACUUGAGAGAACGCUUCAAUGCAGCCAGCAGUGCCUCCAAAAUUUUGCAGGAACGAAUUGAAGAGAUGAGGACAAGCAAUAAAGAGAAAGACAACACCAUCACGCGGCUAAAGUGCCGGCUGCAGGAUCUAGAAGAAGCCUUUGAGAAUGCUUACAAGCUCUCAGAUGAUAAAGAAGCCCGGCUGAGACAAGAAAACAAAAUGUUUCAAGAUCUCUUAGGAGAGUAUGAGUCCCUCGGCAAAGAGCAUGGGCGAGUAAAGGAUACAUUAAACAUGACCGAGAACAAACUGCUUGACGCACAUACUCAGAUUUCUGACUUGAAAAGGAUGAUCUCAAAACUUGAAGCUCAGGUGAAGCAGGCGGAGCACGAGAGUAUGCUGAGUCUUCGCCACAGCGCUAAAGCUCCCACGAGGCCAUCCCGGGCCAACACACUAGCCACCUCGGAUGUCAGCAGGAGGAAGUGGCUGAUCCCGGGAGCAGAGUACUCCAUCUUCACUGGGCAGCCUCUGGACAGCAGGGACAAGCAGACAGACAGACAGCUGCAGGAAACCGGUGUUCCUGGAUACCAUUCUCCUCCAGAAAAGGACUCUUCACUUGGAAAGUCACCAGCAAGCUUAUUGAUUAAAAAGAAGAGGGACGCACCAGACACUCCACCAAUCAUUAAGGCUUUAAAGGAACUUGAUGAAGAAAGACUGUUUAAAAAUUGGGGGACACAGACAGAGAAAGAGGACUCCUCAAGUAAAUUAGUGAAUCCUCGGCAGACUGAACCUUCAGUCAAUACAGGCCGUUCCCCAGAGAAAUGUGCCCAGCAGAGACCAAAGAGACAGAGUUCAGCUUCACAGAGGUCAUCGUCUCUCCCACCUUCCAAUCGGAAAGCCAACACUCCAACAAAAAGAGAGAUUAUGUUGACGCCAGUGACCGUGGCUUAUAGUCCUAAGCGGUCCCCUAAAGAAAAUUUGUCCCCAGGAUUUAGUCAUCUCCUUAGCAAAAAUGAAAACAGUCCAGUUCGAUUUGAUAUCCUUUUGGAUGAUUUAGAUACUGUUCCUGUGUCCACGUUACAACAAACCAGUCCACGGAAGCAGCUCCAGUUUCUUGAUGACAUGGAAGAAAAAACCAGUGAUGACCCUGUUAAUCCUAGCUCUUGUCCUGAACACUCAGCAAAUGGCUUGAAGAAAGUGUCCACGAAACAAGCCUGGGAGAAGAGUAAAUCACUUAGCCUUGAGCAGUGCAAGCCGGCAUCAGCAGCAUCACAGGAUAACGAUUUUGAAUAUACCGCAAAGAUUAGGACCCUAGCUGAAACGGAGCGGUUUUUUGAUGAACUUACAAAAGAAAAAGACCAGAUCGAGGCAGCACUAAGCCGAAUGCCAUCUCCUGGAGGAAGAAUCACUUUACAAACAAGACUAAAUCAGGAGGCCUUGGAAGAUCGUUUGGAAAAGAUCAAUCGUGAACUGGGUUCAGUUCGAAUGACACUCAAGAAGUUUCAUGUUUUGCGAAGCUCUGCAAAUCUCUGAGACUGGUAGCCAUUAAACUUGAGACAUUUUUGUUUGCACUAAUGUACAAUUAUGCACUCGGAAAAGGCAAGCUCUUUUCUACUGUUUAUAAGCCUUCAAACAGUAGUUUUACAAUCAUGCUAUUCUUACACCUGCUAUUUUAUACUUAAAAUGGCCACAUAUUUUCAAGAUAUUUUUGUUAUGCUCAGGAACCUCUUGUAUAUUUUACUAUUUAAAAAGCAUUAUUUUUAAAUAGCCUAUGUGUCCAAUUUCUAUCAACAAUACGGAAAUGUAAAUGGGGAGGCAGCUUGUUUCUAAAGAAAUAGUGUUAUCCUUUUACAAUGAACUUUGCACACUGAUUUUAUAAACUUGUUCUACAUUGUAAAUAUAAUUCAUUUUUAAAAUAAAUGCUUAGUAGCUUCCAUAAGGAUAGACUAAUAUGCUAAAUAUUUAAAAUAUUAUAGUACAGUUUGCAUUUAGGCUCUGUAGAAGUUUUUAAGACAAGAUAACACAAUUCCUAUGUGAAAAACAUCCCUGAAGUGAGUAGUAGAAUAACUGGGCUGGCAAGAAGGCUCAGCAGGUGAAAGGGCUUGCCGCCAAGCCUGAAGACCAGUUCAAGGUCCAGGACCCACAUGUCACAGAGAAAGAGAUGACUCCCACAGGUCGUCUUCUACAUCCAUGCCGGCAUAUCCACAUCCUCUCCCACCCCAGUAAGUAAAUGAUAAAAAAUAAAUUAGUAGUCCUCGAGUGUUGGAGAGUUUAAAACUAUGGAAAUAUAACUUCUUUCUCUAAAACAGUUCUGUUUGUGAGGGAAGAAAAUGACUAGAGAUGGAAGGCGGCAGGGAGAGCUGGAGUUUUCUGCCCGUCAUCCAUGCUUUAUGCUGUGGCUUGCCUUGGACUGCUUCAGGGUAACUCCCGUUUCCAUUAAACAUUAAGCUUUAGCUCCCAAAGUCAUCGUCGAAACAUUUCACCCUCUUAACCUUACCUUACACACCACCCCACCCUUGCCAAAGAGAAAACACUUCAUAAUAGCUACUGUAAGAACUAUUGGUCUGUACUCAGAGCUCUCUACUCUACUGAUAAUGGCCAGGGGAUGUGUCCUGACAGAGCUAGCGUGUUUCCCAGGGCCUUGCAGCAGACUGUAGCCCAUCACCUGACUGGCAUUCCCUAACUCUCUCUAAGAGCACUGUGUGGGCAGGAGAAGCUGUUCUGCUCUUGGAGCAGCAAGUAUCCUGUCUGUGUUGGGACUGUUGGUGAUGUCUGGGCUGCUCGCCCACUCACUUUCUGGUGACCAGUCCGAACCCAGCACCCACGUAUUUGUACUCAGAAUCUGCGGACAGACUCAUCUGAGCUCUCACAGUUGGUUUCCAGGGCCAGGGCUCAGGCUUCUGAUUUUGGUUUGCCUCUGAGUUCUUUCUCUAUAAUGAGAGUAGUUACAACGAACCAAGGCAUCCUAGCAACCCACUUGCGGUGUAUAUGUCUCAGCAGGGUUUCGGAUGGUCUUUGAACACUUUCUCACCAAAGCUUCACCUUGGGGCUUAUUCAGCUUGGGACUCUCAGACAGGAGGGGACCCUUGGGGUAAUACCUAAUCUUUGAGCUCAUCUUCUGUAACCAAUGAAGACUUAAUCAGGAUUCCUUAUCAUUAGAAGCAAGUGCCUUUAUUCUUGAUUUUUCUUUCAGCCUUUAAAAAGUUAUGUUGCAGUCAAAAGGCUCCUUUUAAGCAAGCUCCUGUGUGGCUUGUGACUAGAGCUUAUAAAGGGAUUGCCCUCCCAUGUGACUUACAGAGCUAACAAGCUGAGGGUAAUGUACAGGCAGUGACAGAGUGCUCGCCACGUGUAUGAGGGCGCGUGCCUUGGCACCAACACACAAGACCGCCCGAAGAAGCUACCAGUGCUCUUGUCUGUCUCAUUGUUCCCUCCUUUCAUUGUGUAGUCAACUGCAUUCUUAAGACGAAAUUGUCACUUCAGAUGAGGUGGUAGCUUUAUCUUGCCAAGGAGUUAUCUUCUUAGGUGCCUAUAAUUGGCUUAUUCCAAAAAAAGGCAUUGAGCGCCAUCAAAACAUCUUCUGUGCUUCUCAGAAAGCAUAUGCUUCAGUUUCUAAAGUGUGUAAUAGAUUUAAACUAUCAAUUACUUAUUUGAAACAAAUUUUAUUCGUUUCUUCUUCAUAGCUAUAAAGAAAGACACCACGGAGAAUUCUUGCAGUGCCCUCUCCCCUGAGUAAUGCAUAUCUUAUGAACACUCAGCUAAAAAGUAGCUCAGCCUAAAAGUGGGCAGGGUAGCUGUCUUAGAGAGCAUCUGUCACCCAAGAGAGGCAAACUGUUUCUAUGCUGGGAUGUACUGCAGCUAGUAAAAAAAUAAAAGCCUCCGUGAGCCUGCAGUUUCGGGAAGUGCCUUUUAACGUGAUCAUAGAAAGUGAACUCUCCAGCUGUGGAGAUCUGUCCCUCCCUCCGUACAAAGCCAGUCUGCAAGAGCGGAGCUGGAAGGGACGGCUCCAGGUGAAGCAUUAGCUUAGUUAUAGCUAAUGCACUGCUGAGAGAGAAGAGAGGUUUGGAGCCUGGCAAACCUGGGCCGCACCCUGCCUCAGGCCCCCUUUCCUCAGUUUAAAGACCCAAGAAUAGGAGAUUCCUUUCAGUUCAAAUAGGCCAGUGUGAAUUAAGUGUUCUCCAAACAGAUUAAGAUUCAGAUUAAUCAAUUACAGGGAUGUUGAAAUAGUGAUUUUUCAAAAUGAUUUAUUACUUUUUAUGUGCACUGGUGUUUUGCCUGCAUGUAUUAUCUGUGUGAGGGCGUCAGAUCCCUGGAACUGGAGUUACAGGCAGGUGUGAGCUGCCAUGUGGGUGCUUGGAAUUGAACCUGGGUCCUCAGGAAGAAGGGCUAGUGCUCUCAACCACUAAACCAUCUUUUUGCCCCUUGAUUCCUUUUUUAAAGGCAUACUAGGGACACACACAUGUUAGACAACUCCACCACUGAGCUACAUUCCCAGUGAUUUCUUUCUUUUCUUUUUUUUUUUUUUUUCUUUCUUUUUUCCAGAGCUGAGGACUGAACCCAGGGCCUUGUGCUUUCUAGGCAAGCCCUCUACCACUGAGCUAAAUCCCCAACCCCCAGUGAUUUCUUUUUAAAGUUGUUGAUUUCUUACAAUCGCUACAUUGGGCUGUCAUUUGUGUUGGGUGGUCUAUGUUAUCUUUGCUCUUUGCUAAAAUCACGGGUUUUCUUGGAUUUUAAAUGAGCAUCCAUGGUAUGCUAUUUAUUUAUUGAAUGACUGAAAAGUAUAAAAAGUUAACCUAUCAAAUGUAAAUUCAGAAAGAAUUUUAAUCUUAAUGGGUGAAUGGGAUUUAUUGAGUAUAAAUAUUGGCUUCUUUCCAUUAUCGUUUAUUGUUAGCUUAACUAAAGUAACUUUUCUUUCAAAGGUCCCAUGAUUAGACCCCUAAAAGCCAUGGGCCAGCUGCAAGAGGUGCCUGCCACUGAGUGUCAGACAUAAAUAUGGAUUUACAGACAUGACUAGUGUCACCCUUUUAACCUAGGAAAGCUUUGCCAAAUGCUGCUUGUCUUUUGAACCCCGCAUUCAAAUAUGUAGUAAAACCAGGUAUCCUCAUCCUAAGUGUCACAUGACCCAAGAACAGUUUUCACUCAUUUUAAAUGUGCAACUUUGUGCUGUAAGUCUUUACGAACCUUAAAGUGAGUGAGAGACAGGGUCCUUUGGAAGUCACAUUCGUCAGUGGAUCAUGCACACUUUUGUAUGUUACAAAUCUGAUUAAAUCCCUGCCAGAAAUUAUUUCCUGCCCUGCCAAGAGCAACAUGGAGAAGUUCGAUACCUUGUUAGACUAGUCCAGUGUUCUUAGGACCUCACUAAAAGCUUUUCCCCCCCAUCUGGCUUGCCCUUUAUUUCACCUGAGACCUCAGACACAUGAGGAAUCAAGCCAUAACUUUGCGUCUGCUGAUCAUUCCCUACCAUGCCUUCACUAUGACUACAGAUUUCAAAGAUAAUUGUUUUACUUACAUUGUACACUUGAACUGUAACAGGGACCCAUAAUGUGAAAAACAGUCAUUGCUUCAUAUUGUGCUGCUGAUGGAAAGACGAAGUGCUUGCCGUGGUUUCGUUUUUUUGUUUUUGUUUCUUCUUCAGUCUUUCAUAAACUGAAGUUGUAAGCUCUGUGAGAGCAGGGACCAUAUCAUCCUCCACCUUGCAUUUAGGCACUCAAUAAAUAUUCGUGGAUAUGA
This is a messenger RNA of Rattus norvegicus (Norway rat), 8762 nucleotides long. Lineage: Eukaryota; Metazoa; Chordata; Mammalia; Rodentia; Muridae. The record is from RefSeq and is a predicted model, not a curated record.